This is a messenger RNA of Lactuca saligna, 4580 nucleotides long. The record is from the annotation of a GenBank genome assembly. Lineage: Eukaryota; Viridiplantae; Streptophyta; Magnoliopsida; Asterales; Asteraceae.
AUGGCUGAAAUCGUUCUUUCUGCCUUCUUGACAGUGGUCUUUGAAAAACUGGCAUCUGAAGCCUUGAAGAAGAUUGUUCGCUCCAAAGGAAUUGAAUCUGAGCUCAAGAAAUUGAAGAAGACAUUAGACCAAAUCCAAGAUCUGCUUAACGAUGCUUCCCAGAAGGAAGUAACUAAUGAAGCUGUUAAAAGAUGGCUGAAUGAUCUCCAACAUUUGGCUUAUGACAUAGACGACCUACUUGAUGAUCUUGCAACAGAAGCUAUUCAUCGUGAGUUGACCGAGGAGGGUGGAGCCUCCACCAGUAUGGUAAGAAAACUAAUCCCAAGUUGUUGCACAAGUUUCUCACAAAGUAAUAGGAUGCAUCCCAAGUUAGAUGAUAUUGCCACCAGGUUACAAGAACUGGUAGAGGCAAAAAAUAAUCUUGGUUUAAGUGUGAUAACAUAUGAAAAGCCAAAAAUUGAAAGAUAUGAGGCAUCUUUGGUAGAUGAAAGUGGUAUUUUUGGACGUAAAGAUGAUAAGAAAAAAUUGAUGGAGAAGCUGUUGGGGGAUAAAGAUGAAUCAGGGAGUCAAAACUUCAGUAUCGUGCCCAUAGUUGGUAUGGGUGGAGUUGGCAAAACAACUCUAGCUAGACUCUUGUAUGAUGAAAAGAAAGUGAAAGAUCACUUUGAACUCAGGGCUUGGGUUUGUGUUUCUGAUGAGUUCAGUAUUCUCAACAUAAGCAAAGUUAUCUAUCAAUCUGUGACCGGGGAAAAGAAAGAGUUUGAAGACUUAAAUCUGCUUCAAGAAGCUCUUAGAGGGAAACUACAGAACAAACUAUUUCUAAUAGUUUUGGAUGAUGUAUGGUCGGAAAGCUAUGGUGAUUGGGAGAAAUUAGUGGGCCCAUUUCAUGCUGGGACUUCUGGAAGUAGAAUAAUCAUGACUACUCGGAAGGAGCAAUUACUCAAACAGUUGGGUUUUUCUCAUCAAGAUCCUCUGUGUUGUAUAGAUUCCCUGCAACGUCUAUCACAAGAUGAUGCUUUGUCUUUGUUUGCUCAACACGCAUUGGGUGUAGCUAACUUUGAUUCACAUCCAACACUAAGGCCAUAUGGGGAACAGUUUGUGAAAAAAUGUGGGGGCUUGCCUUUGGCUUUAAGAAUCCUUGGGAGGUUAUUGAUGACAAAAACAGACGAGGAAGAAUGGAAAUAUCUGUUGGAUAGUGAGAUAUGGAGUUUAGGAAAUGAAGAUAAGAUUGUUCCUGUUCUUAGACUAAGCUACAAUGAUCUUUCUGCCACUUUGAAGUUGUUGUUUGCAUACUGCUCUUUGUUCCCCAAGGACUAUGUGUUUGACAAAGAGGAGUUGGUUCUGCUCUGGAUGGCGGAAGGGUUUUUGCAACACUCUGCUGCAAGAAAAUCAAUGCAACAGUGGGGUCAGAAAUGUUUUGAAGAGUUGCUGUCAAGGUCAUUUUUUCAACAUGCUCCUAAUGACAAAUCGUUGUUUGUGAUGCAUGACCUCCUGAAUGACUUGGCCACAUUUGUUGCUGGAGACUUUUUUUCAAGGUUAGACAUUAAGCAGGAAUUGAGGAAGGAAGCUUUGGAAAAGCAUCGACAUAUGUCAUUUGUUUGUGAGGAUUACAUGGUGUACAAAAGGUUCCAGCCAUUUAGAGGAGCUAAAAAUUUGAGAACAUUUUUAGCCUUCUAUGUUGGGGUGGUAGAAGAUUGGCAUAAAUUUAACUUAUCAAAUAAGGUCUUGAAUGACUUACUUCAAGAGUUACCAUUGUUAAGGGUCCUAAAUUUGAGUAAUCUUAGCAUAAGCGAGGUACCAGAAGUCGUCGGUAGUAUGAAGCAUUUGCGGUAUCUUAAUCUAUCUGACACUAAAAUCACACAUUUACCGGAAAAUGUCUGCAAUCUUUAUAAUUUACAAACGUUGAUUGUUUCCGGCUGUCAUGAAUUGAUUAAGUUGCCCAAGAGCUUCUCAAAGCUUAACAAUUUGCAGCAUUUUGACAUGAGGGGUACUUGGAAGUUGAAGAAGAUGCCCUUAGGGAUUGGUGAGUUGAAAAGUCUUCAAACACUCUCCAGUGAUAUUGGCUUAACAUUAACUGAGCUUAAGAACUUGCAAAAUCUCCCUGGGAAAGUUUGUAUUGACGGACUGGGAAAUGCAGAAAAUGCAGUGGAUGCACGUGAGGCGAACUUCUCUCAAAAGAAGUUUAGUGAGUUAGUGUUGAAUUGGGGUGAUGAGUUUAAAGCUUAUGGAACAGGAACACUUGGAAAAGAGGUCCUCAAUGAGCUGAAGCCUCAUAAUGGUACUCUAGAAAAACUCAGAAUUGUGUCAUAUAAGGGUAUGGAGUUUCCAAAUUGGGUUGGGGAUCCCGCCUUUCGUCGGUUAACUAUAGUGUCAAUAAAUGGCUGUGCAGAAUGUACAUCUCUACCGAUGCUUGGGCAGCUACCAUCACUGAAGGAUCUGUCUAUUGGUGGGAUGAGUAAGGUGAAGGUUGUAGGUUUGGAGUUUCUUGGGACCGACCUUGCAUUUCCUUCACUUGAAACCCUAUCAUUUUCUAGUAUGUCAGGGUGGGAGGAAUGGUCAACAAAUAGUGGGGCGUUUCCUUGCCUUCAAGAGCUUCAAAUUGAAGAUUGUCCUAAUCUGGUUCAAGUCUCACUUGAAGCGCUACCUUCAGUAAGGGUUCUGAAACUGAGAAAAUGUGGUCACUGUGUCUUGAGAAACCUUGUUGAUGUAGCUUCAUCACUUACCAAGUUGGAAAUAAAUGAUAUUUGUCCUAAUCUGACUCGGGUCUCUCUUGAAGGACUACCUUCACUAAGGGUUUUAAAGGUAAUAAAAUGUGGUCAUGGUUUGUUGAAAAGCCUGGUUGAUGUAGCUUCGACAAUCACCAAGUUGAAAAUAUAUAAUAUUUUAGGGCUUACUGAUGAACUGUGGAGAGGUGUUACAGAGUAUCUUGGAGCAGUUGAAGAAGUAAGCAUCAGAGCGUGUGAUGAAAUAAGAUACUUGUGGGACUCAAAAGCAGAGGCAAGUAAGUUUCUUGUGAAUUUAAGGAAGCUGGAUGUACAAGACUGUUCAAAUUUGGUGAGUUUAGGGGAGAAAGAGAAGGAUAACAGUGGGAGCAACCUAACAUCUCUUACGACGUUGGAGGUCAGUUCAUGUAACAGCUUUGAGCGCUGCAAUUGUCCAGAUAACAUCGAGGAUCUGUCGAUUUCUGAUUGUGAUUCAGUUACAUCUGUCUCCUUCACAACAGGAGGAGGGCAGAAGCUCAAGUCAGUCUUGUUGAUCCACUGCAAGAAACUAUUGGAAAAGGAGAUCGGAGGAGGAGAGAAGUCUGGGUUGCUUAUCAACUCAAACAUGCGGAUGCUUGAAUAUGUACAUAUAUAUAGUUGGCUAAAUCUGAAGUCGAUUAAUGAAUUGAAUUGUUUCAUUCACCUCACACGGUUGACCAUAAUAAAUUGUUCGAGUAUGGAGUCAUUUCCUGACCAUGAGUUGCCGAAUCUCACCUCAUUAACACAUCUGACAAUUCAAAUGUGUACAAGUAUGGAUGCAUCCUUUCCUCGUGGGCUUUGGCCUCCAAAACUUUGUUCCCUUAAUAUAAAAGGGUUGAAGAAGCCCAUAUCAGAGUGGGGCCCACAGAAUUUUCCAACCUCACUUUCUUACCUAAAUUUAUGUGACGGACCAUAUGAUAACAUGAAAAGCUUUGAUCAAUUGUCACAUCUUUUUCCUCCAUCUCUUACUCAUCUUCACAUAGAAGAAUUUGAGAAGCUGGAAUCGGUUUCAAGGGGACUCCAACGCCUCACCUCCCUCCAACAUCUCUUCAUUUGGAAUUGCCCAAAGACGAUAGAUCUGCCAGAAAAGAAAGAAUUAGCAAAGGAGGCUCCUAUUGGCCCCAUGUCUCCCUUAUCCCCUGCGUUGAGACAAGCUCAAUCUGAAGCCAAGCAAUCAAAAUUGAAAGAAAUUGAUGGCUUUCAAAGGAAGACAUUUAUAUUGUGCUGCUUAUGGUUUACAAGGAAUAUUGAUGUACAGGUGAAUGACUUACUUUCCAAAAAUCAUCCAUGGAAGUGUAGAACUCCUUCUGAUGAUCGAAGCUGUGAAGCUUCAAUGCUUUAUAUGUGUAGCAUCUUUUCAAUCAUUCAAACUAUACGCUGUAAAGAGUUGAUUGAACCCAAAGAGAAAGAGAAGUUCUGGUUUUCAUCAAGAGACAUACUAUGAAGCAUGGUCAAGGAAUCAUUAACAACACAGUUUUCUGUUUGGAAGGAAUAUGUUUGAGAGUUACAUUGAAAAACAUAACAAAAACAGAGAAUUCCAUCUGCUGUUCCUAAGAAAAUGAAAAGAGGCCCUGUAAAUUUGACUUUCGUUGGAUAACUAGCUUUGAAUUUUUGUCUGUUUCCACUCUAGAUUGUUGUAUAUUUUCUUUGGACAAACUAACUUCCAUAUUUACAAAUAAUAUUUGAUUGACGCCUAAUGAUACUACUAUUCUAAGAUUAUUGUAGACACCAGAUUGCUGUUUAAUUGGGAGUGAUGUCAUUUGGAGACUUCCACCUGUAAAACAACAAUCCUUUUUGUGGUGAAUAAGACAGAUUAUAUUAACACCACAUUUGUUUGCC